Molecule: messenger RNA, 2123 nt
Organism: Rotaria sp. Silwood1
Lineage: Eukaryota; Metazoa; Rotifera; Eurotatoria; Philodinida; Philodinidae
Source: the annotation of a GenBank genome assembly
AAAAAAAUGUAUUGAAUAUUUUAGGAUCUACAGCUGCAAUUAAUAAAUUAGUCGAUAUUUUACAACUUCGAGAUGAUAAAAUUCGAAAUCGUUUUGUAGUAUUUUUCGUUCGAAUUCCUAAUAACAAACAAGGUCAUCUUGAUCAAAAUAUUCUAAAAGAACAAUUAAUACAUUAUCGUGAUGAAGCAAGAAAAUCAAUUAUUUGUACAUUUAGUGCAGCAAGUAAUGUUACUGGUAUUCAAGCCGAUGUAAAUCAUAUUUCAGAAUUAGUACAUGACUAUGGUGGUUGGAUUCUUUGGGAUUAUGCUGCAGCAGCUCCUUAUGUUCAUAUUGAUAUGAAUCCAUCGAUAAAAGCUGCUAAAGAUGCAGUGUUUAUUUCUACACAUAAAUUCGUCGGUGGACCAGGCGCACCAGGCCUUUUAAUUGCAAAAAAGCAACUGUUUUCUAAUCGUGUACCUACGGAUUGUGGUGGUGGUACAGUCAAUUUUGUUACUCGAAUAGCUACAGAAUAUAUAAAAGAUAUUGAAACACGAGAAGAAGGUGGAACACCGAAUAUUCUUGGCUCUAUUCGUGCUGGUCUAGUUUUUCAUUUAAAACAAUCUGUUGGUCAAGAAUUGAUUGAUACACGUGAAGUUGAAUUAGUAAAAAAAUUUUUUCAACGUUUUCAAAAUCAUUCAACAUUAUUUAUUCUUGGUCCACUUGAUGUUUCUCGUCUAGCAAUCUUUGCCUUUCUUAUAUAUGUACCAUCAAUUGGCAAAUAUUUACAUCAUAAUUUUAUUUGUUCAUUAUUGAAUGAUUUAUUUGGAAUUCAAGUACGAUCAGGAUGUUCAUGUGCUGGACCAUAUGUUUUAGAUCUAUUAGAAAUUGAUGAUGAAAAGGCAGAGAUUUUUACCAAGUUUAUUACUGAAGACUCAGAACAUCGACUUGAUAAAGAUAAUGAUGAAAUUCCUCAUAAUGCAUUGAUGAAACCAGGUUUUACUCGUUUAAAUUUAUCGUAUUUUUCUAAUGAUGAAGAAAUAAAUUAUAUUCUUGAUGCAGUCGAAUUUCUUGCUAGUGAUGGUUGGAGAUUUCUUCCAUUAUAUACAUACAAUCAAGAAAAUGCUGUUUGGCGUCCUCGACAUCUAUCUAUGGAAAAUCAUUCCAAUGCAUAUCAUAGUCUUCAAAUGAUUAAUUAUCAGAAUGGUACUAUGGAACAAAUUAAUUCUGUGAACAAUACAUUACAAAACAUUGAUCAUCAAUUGCCAUUAGUUAAUUUGUCUUUGCCAUUAACAGAUGAUCCUUUUGAUCAAGCCAAAUCAAUAUCGAAAAAAAUGCCAAAACACGUUUUUGAAAAUAUAGAUUUUCGAACAGAUGUUCCAUUGAAUAUUCCGAAGAAAUAUCAAGAUUUCAUUUGAAUUUUUCCACUGUGUUAUAAAAGUCGAACUUGUUGUCGAUGUCCAUCGCCUUAUUUAUUUUGUCUUCCAGUUAUUUGUAUUCUUCUUGGUGGAGUUAUUGCUGCCAUCUGUCUCACAUUAUUCAAGACAUCAGCAAUAACAACGUCAACCACAACGACAACUACUACCACAGCCACAACAACAACAUCAACAACUUCGACAACAUCAACAACAACUUCAACAACAACCACUUCAACAACAUCAACAACAACUUCAACGUCAACAACAUCAACAACAACAACAUCAACAACGUCAACAACAUCAACAACAACAACAACAACAACAACAUCAACAGCUACAACAAGAACAACAUCAACGACAACUUCAACAACAUCAAAAACUACUACCUCAAUAACAACGAUCAAUUGUGUUUCACCAUAUGUUCGUACUCCGUCACAAACUUGUGUUAAUAUAAUGAUCGAUUUUUACAACUGUGGUGCAGUUGGUUACGUUUGUGCAUCUACUUAUACAAGUUGCUCAGCUGGCGUAUGCAGUACAGCUCCUGCUAUUCAACUAGCAAAUCCAAAUACUAUUUGGUCAUCUCCUACUGAUGGAUCGGUCGAUGAUGAUAUGCUUGGCGUUAGUCUUCCAUUCAGUAUUACUCUUUAUGGCACGACAAGAAAUUAUGUUACAGUAACAACAAAUGGUACAAGAAAUCCUCCAACUCUAUAUCCGUUACGUAAUAUGUAA